Labeo rohita (rohu) is the source of this 12034-nucleotide messenger RNA. It is a transcript of the gene cntnap1, whose product is annotated as contactin associated protein 1. The record is from RefSeq and is a predicted model, not a curated record. NCBI's taxonomy places the organism in Eukaryota, Metazoa, Chordata, Actinopteri, Cypriniformes, Cyprinidae. The coding region runs from base 285 to 4214 and encodes 1309 amino acids. The transcript has 24 exons.
UUUAAUAACAGUGUGUUUAUAUAUGUAUUUCGACCAGAUUGUCACAACUUUCCAAGUUUCAAGGCAUUUCGUUUAAUGAAAGUAUGCGCGCUCCCGCCAAAGCGCAGCAUCAGCACCACUAUCUCGCGCGCGCGCCCGCCUCUAGCGAUCGAGUCUAUCGCCAUCCCGGCCGAGAGAGUUAAAGUUGGCCGAAAGGACGGAUAAACGAUGCUGUACUGUCCGGUGAUGAGAAGAGGAUAACAUUUGAUUUACUCAUCUAAUAGCGACUCCAUCUUCCGAAGAGGAUGGCUAUCAAAAUUCUUGCCCCAAGCCUUUUACUCUUUCUCGCCUUUCAGCAUUGCUCAUCACGGCCAUGCUUAGAUUCGCUGAUCUCUCCUCUCUAUGCGUCCUCUUUCCAUGCUUCCUCCAGAUAUAAUUUUUUUUACUCUGCACACUUUGCCAAACUGUAUGGGAGCAGCGGUUGGUCUCCGUCCCCUCGGGACAGGCAGCCAUGGAUGCAGAUUGACUUAGGGAGGAAGUAUCGUAUCAUGGCCAUUGCUACUCAGGGUACCUUCAACUCUUAUGACUGGGUCACCAAAUACAUGCUACUGUAUGGGGACCGAUUCGACGCAUGGACUCCAUAUGUCAUGAAAGGAGGCAACAUGACGUUGCCUGGCAACUGGAAUUACUACCAGGUGAAGAGGAACGUCUUUCAUUAUGCGUUCACUGCCAAACAUCUGCGCAUCUAUCCCAUGGGCUGGAAUACUGAGAACGGAGGCAAGAUCGGCCUUCGCGUAGAGUUCUACGGCUGUCCUUACGACUCGUAUGUGAUGCAGUUUGAGGGGGAUGAUAUGGUGGCGUAUUCAUUCCCACGGGGCAGGAUGAGGACACUUCAGGAUCACUAUGCUUUAAACUUUAAGACCUUGGAGAAGGAUGGUGUUCUCCUGCACAGUGAGGGUCUGCAGGGAGACUCCAUCACUCUAGAACUGAAGACUGGACGCCUCUACUUACAUAUCAGCCUGGGGAGCAGCACAGUCCAUAACACCAAUGGAAUGACCACAAUGAUGCUGGGAAACCUGCUGGACACUCAGCACUGGCACUAUGUCACAAUCAAGCGCUAUGGACGAGAGGUUAACUUCACCCUGGAUGGCGAGACUGAGACUGCUAUCCUCAAUGGAGAGUUCCAGUACCUUGAUCUGGACAAACAGAUUUAUGUUGGCGGCGUGAUUGAGAAAGACGUGCCCCAUCUGCCCGGUAAGGUUAACUUCCGUGGCUGCAUGGAGAAUGUCUUCAUAAAUGGAAUCAAUGUCAUCUACAAGACACAGUACCAGGAGCCUGAAGUUCGACUAGCUCCUAAAAAGAAAAAGAUGCAUUAUACUUGCCGUGAUCUCCUCUGGAAGCCUAUGACCUUUGCAGGGCCCAACAAUUACCUGCAACUGCCCGGCUUCUUCCGGAAGAACCGUCUGGCGGUGAAGUUUAAGUUUCGCUCAUGGGACUACACAGGGUUACUGAUGUUCACCAGGUUUGCAGAUGAGUUGGGCUCUCUGGAGCUGGGCCUCAGCGAAGGACAAGUCAAUGUCACUCUUAUGCAGCCUGGAAACAAAAGAUUACGAUUUGCUGCAGGGUACCGUCUCAAUGACGGCUUCUGGCACACGGUAGACCUGACUGCCAAAGACAACUUAUUAACUAUCACCAUAGAUGAAGAUGAAAGCUCACCACUGAAAAUCACCAACCCCUUCACGGUUCGUACAGGAGACCGAUACUUCUUCGGGGGUUGUCCUAAGACCAAUAACACGGCCCGCUGUGUGACCAAGCUGUCUCGCUUCCAUGGCUGCAUGCAGCAAAUCUUUAUAGAUGAUGAGCCGGUGGAUAUAGAUGUCAUGCUGCAGAGGAAAUGGGGCAGAUACGCCGAAAUCCUGCUGGGCACCUGCGGAAUCACUGAUAGGUGCUCUCCAAACCCUUGUGAACAUGAAGGCAGGUGUAUUCAGUCCUGGAAUGACUUCCUGUGUGUGUGUAACAACACAGGCUACAAGGGGGAAGUUUGUCAUAACUCGGUCUACAGGGAGUCAUGUGAGGCCUACAGACUGAAUGGGAAGUACUGGUCAGGCAACUACACCAUAGAUCCAGAUCUGAGCGGACCACUGAAGCCUUUUACAGUCUACUGCAAUAUGUUGCAAAAAUCAUGGACCGUCAUCGAGCACAACCGCAUGAAAAGCACCAAAGUGAGCGGCUCCACCUUGGAUCAACCGUAUAUUGGGGACCUCCAGUAUGUAAAUGCAUCGUGGGAUGAAGUCACUGCCCUAGCAAACACCUCCUUAUACUGCGAACAAUGGAUUGAGUUCUCGUGCUACAAGUCUCGCCUCCUCAAUACUCCACAUGGACGGCCUUACACUUACUGGAUUGGUCGGUAUAAUGAGAGUCAUGAAUACUGGGGAGGAGCUUUCCCUGAAAGUGGAAAAUGUGGAUGUGCUGUCAAUCAAACUUGCACUGACUCCAAGUACUGGUGCAACUGUGACGCAGACUACCGCCAGUGGCACUCAGAUAAGGGCUACCUGUCGUUCCGAGACCACCUUCCUGUCAGGAGGAUUGUCAUAGGAGACACUAACCGCACCGGUUCAGAAGCGCGCUACAGUGUUGGGGCACUAUACUGCCAUGGAGACAGGAGUAUCUGGAACACCAUAGCUUUUACCAAGCCCACCUAUCUGACGUUCCCCACCUUUAAGCCCGGCACCAGUGCUGACAUCACAUUCCACUUCAGGACCUACCGAACUAAUGGAGUGUUUGUGGAAGCCUCAGAUGACCACCUGCGUAAUUUCUUACGAGUUGAACUCAAUUCUACAACUGAGGUGGUAUUCAUUUUCAUGGUGGGUGACGGGAUUAGAAACGUGACCCUGCGCUCUCCUAAACCUCUCAAUGAUAAUGAAUGGCAUUAUGUAGAAGCUGAAAUCAAUGUGAAAUUGGCACGUCUCAAGGUUGAUUUCCAGCCUCCGGCCAUUCAUAAGUUUCCGGGCCAAACAUACAUCACUAUGAAGUUCACACAACCCCUGCUUGUAGGAGCAGCCAAUCACACCUUAAGGCCUUUCCUGGGAUGUCUCCGUGGGCUAAGGAUGAACGGGGUCCCUAUGGAUUUGGAGGGUAAGGUUGACGAGAGGGCUGGCAUACGUAGGAACUGUACCGGAGCGUGUCUGAAUGCUUCCAUACCGUGUGGAAAUGGAGGCCAGUGCAUUGAUGGCUACGCUUCAUACGCCUGUGACUGCAAUAACACAGCCUUCGAUGGCUAUUACUGUCAUUUGGAUAUCGGGGCAUUCUUUGAUGUGGGAGCAUGGUUGCGGUAUGACAUCCGCAAAGAGCCGAUUUCCUUUGAUGCGUGGUGGGCGAACUUCUGGAUAGAGCCUCACUGGCACAACUUCACCCUCGGCUACAACACGACAACUGAUGACAUAGAGUUCAGCUUCAGCACUCUACAGGCUCCAGCUGUGCUGCUUUAUAUCAGUUCCUUCAGCAAUGAUUACAUUGCCGUCCUGCUCAAGAAAGAUGGGACUCUUUCGCUGAGAUACCGGCUCGGGAUAAUAAGCUACAAAUUCAAGUUGACUGACAGAAACAUGGCGGAUGGCUUCCCUCAUUUCGUCAACAUCACCCGACACAACUACACCAUAUGGACACAGGUGGAUUACAUGGAUCCAUGGAUUGAGAAGUUAAUACCAGGAGAGAUUCCCAGAUUUGACUCACCGAAGUCUAUAUUCUUGGGUAGAGUCAUGGAGGUGGGAGGUGUCGACUACGAAAUUCAGAGGCACAACAGUCCAGGUUUUAUGGGCUGCAUAUCAGGGGUCCGAUAUAAUAUUUUUGCCCCGCUCAAGGCCUACUUCCGACCCAAUGUAACCAAUCCACCGGUGACGACUCAAGGCUAUGUGGUGGAGUCUAACUGUGGGGCGUUUCCCCCUGUUUUAGGAUAUGUCCCUUGGGAGGAUGACCCAUGGUUCACUGGCCUGUUCUUUUAUUACAUUCAUGAUGAUGUUACCCCACCUUGGAUGACACUAAUCGUGACAGUGUCUCUGAUGCUGCUCUUCCUGAUCCUGUACGGCCUCUACAUUUACCUGUACAGGUAUAAAGGCAGUUACCACACUAAUGAACCGAAGCAGCUGGAGUCCCCCAGCUCCUCUCGGCCGCUCACUGAUACUCUGCGCAAGGAUAGAAAGAACCUGCCGGAAAUACAGGAGGAAAGUCCCAAUGAAUAACACAGACUGAGGGUCGUCUGGAGGAAAAGAGGUGAUUAUGAGGGAGGUAAAAUGGUGAAGACUGAGAAAUGAGAUGUAAAUUUGAUUUGUUUUUAUGUAUCUUUUGCCUUUAUGGUAAUGUAACUAUAUUUAUUUUUCUGUCCCAUUAUUUUUACAGUGUAAUCUGAUAUUUGGUGCUUUUGGCAGGGUUCAAAAUAAGCAGGCUAGAGGCAAUUUACCAUCCGAUCAAUGAGCACUAGCAGUGCAGGCCGACUGAAGUGCCUCAGCAACAUUAUAAGAAACUUUAAAAGAUCAAUGCAGGGUUCCCGCUGUGUCUACAUUCACACUGCAGGCAAAUGUUGCCUAAAUCUGAUCUUUUUUGCUCACACGCGACUCAGAUCUGUUUUUCUCAUGAAAGUGUGAACAGCACAAACCACAUGGAAUCUGAUCUUUUCAAUUUUAAUUUGUGCCAUAUGUGGUACUAAAUCCGAAACAGGUCAGAUGUUUUGCAAUGCGACCGCAGUCUGAACAGUCAAAUCGGGAUUUACGUCACUCUAGAUCAACAUUUGUCACGAUUCUGCACUCAUGGGAGUCACUUUAAAGAAUUUAUAUUCCCAAAGUUAUCAAGACAGUUGUGAAAGGUAGUCAGUAGAAGUACAGUGAUGUGUCAAAACUCAUUUGACAACAGUGACAACACUAUAUACAAGCAAACUGAAGGCUCUUAUCAUAAAAUUUUCAAAACUCUCAUUCACACGAUAAAUAAACACAUAAUUGCUGAAAGUGUUGCCAAGUCCACAGUAUUCCUGCGGAAUUGGGCUACUUUUUCACUGUUGCCAUUGGUUGUUUUUCAGCUCUGUGGGUUGAAGCGAUCCCCGGAACAAGAUUGGGCUAGUUGUGGACUAGUUUUGAGAAGCAAUUGGGCAGAUUGUUUUGUGAAAACCUGGCAACCCUGUUCAUAUUGUUAUUUUGUGCAUACGGGUCAGUUUGGAACCAUGAUUUGUUCACACUGUAAAUCUGAUAUUGGCCACAUUUAAAACAAAAAUGUGAACGGAUAUACAAAAAUAUCAGAUGUGAGCAAAAAUUGAGCACAGAAUUUAGCACUAAGGCUCGCAGUGUGAACGUAGAGAUCUGGAAAUAUCUGUGGUUUGCAGGCUUAGAGUAACAGUAAUGGAAACGAUUACAAUCAUGGAAAAGUCAUGGAAAUUUGUGUUAUAAACAUACAUUUAGAAAGUUAUGGCCAUCUCAAUGAUAUUUUAUUGGAUAUAAAUGACUUAAAGUCAUGAAAAUGAAUAAAACCUUAAAGUCAUGGAAAUUUCUGUAGUCUGUAAAUAUAAAUCUUUCUAGUUAUGCCCAUCUCAAAAAUAUCUUAUUGGUUGCAAAUUCACUUUUUGUGAGUGUGAUAAAAUUAAUUUUAAAAUCUUUAUUUUUAAAAUCACAACUGGCUAGAAAACAGGGAAUUUAAAAAAAAUCUUCAAAAGAAGAAAUUUCUGUAGUCAGUAUAAAUCAGUAAAAUAAAUAAUAUACUGUAAUAAAAUAAAAAUUACUGGACAAACUGAAAAUUUAUUGGUCUAUAGGUGUGGGAACCCUGUAUAUGCUAAAUGAAAGUUUUGGCUCAUUAUUGUGUACUGGCAGAAGUAGUGUAGAUUUAAAUAUGUUUGAUCGCUAUGUUAUUGUGCUCAUGCACAAAAUGCACAACAACAAUCUUCAGAGUACAGUGUUUUGAAAACAUAGAUAUGUUUGCACAUAUCUGUUGUAACAUCACAGAAACUUCAUUAACGUAUGGAGGAAUUUGCUCAGACAUAGCUAAUGGUAUAUAAGUAUAAAUAUAUGUUAUACUACUGACUAAAAUUGGUUGCAGCGCUUAUAAGAAAUGAAACGUCAAAUGGCAUUGAAUGGCUUCAGCUUCAUUAGAGCACAAUGACAUUAAUGUGCUGAACAAUAACUUGUCUGGGGAAAAAUUAUUUCAGUGGCUUAUCAAAAACUGCAUAAAGGUGUUAUUGUGAUAGUAGCCAUAUUACAUAAUGCUUGUGAGCAGCAUUAUGAGGUAUAAGAUUCAUUAAGAUUAGGCCUCAUGAAACAAGCAAGAGGUGUUUUACAUAAAUUAGCUCCAUGAAAGAUGUUUUUUGAGUCCAAUGAGCACUGUAAUGAACAGGGUGUGUUGUACUGUACGUCUCAGGGUUGGUAACAGUGGUCAUGAUGGCAUAAGAGCUACAUGUUUUUACUCACUGCUGCUACAGCAACACACACCAGCCUUUUCAAGCUGUUCUCUACACAUUUUGACAUUGAAAAAAGUUUCUGUUUGUAUUUUACAAACCAAAUGGUACAUGAAUGCAGGCAGGUUAAAACUGUGUUGUGUCUGAUUAUAAUGAUGCCACAGAUCAGUGAUUGGAGUUGAAGCUGUUUUCCUCCUUGUGUCUGUCUCUGUCUUUUCAAGAGAGUUCUUCUUGUGGGCCAAAGCAAAUGAUAGAUUCUUAUAGUAGACUACAAUGAUGUCAUAUUUCUGUUCAGUCCACAUCAUAUUCAUGUCAUGUGAUUGAUGAAAAAGCAUUUUAGACCAGUGUUUCCCAACCAGAAAUAUUUUUGAUUCAAUGUCAAAUGUAUAAAACAGAAUAUAUAUAUAUAUAUAUAGGAAUUAAUAUUAUUUUAUUUUUCCUGUUAAUUAAGGGGGAAAAGAAUUUUGUAAUAUGUGUAAGUUUUAUAUUUUUGUCUGUUUUUCAUCCAUAACUUUUUUUUCUUUAAAAAAUGACGUCAUAUAACUGAUAAUGGGGUACUUUUGCCUUUUGAUCGGCCUAUUGGCUACAUAAGACAAAACUGUUUGGGGAACUCUGUUUUAGACAGUCUGCACUUUUUAGUGUGGAUCUUCUGUGAGCUGAAUGUGUUCACUCAUAGUUGUGGAGACUAUAAUCUAUAUCAGAAAAAGGUAAACAAACUGUGUUAGAUUUGGAUCAACAAUAACUGUGUGACAGAAAUGCUACAAAUGCAUUUUUAGAAUGUAGAGGAACAGAAAACGUAACAUGUUAUGGUGGUCUGUUACAGAUUUAAUAUCAUAAAUUACAAUUGGUUUGUUAAAGCUUGUUCAAGAUGAGAUUUCGGAGAAUAAUAAUCAUGAAGCAGCUGAUAUUUUUAACAUGAGGACACAUAUGAACGCUUUCUUAGCAUGAAACACUGAGCAGUUCAGCACAAGUCUGAUUAUUGUGGUCAAGAGGCUUUCACACAUCACAGACUGUCUGUGGAUGAAAGACUCACAUGUAUAAAGUCAUGGUUUUUAUAAAUUCAUCCAUGCGUUUGUUGUAGGACACCAUUAUUGCUGCUGCUGCUUUUUAGCUGUUUUGAUGGUGGUCUUAUCAAGAGCUUAGAGCACUUCCAUCAUCUUUCCAGAGCUAUUAAAAAAAGAGCAAAUAAGGUAGAACACAUGUAUUAUAUCUAGAAGCUAUGCAUUUUGCAUGACUACUGCACUUUUCAUCGAAAUGCAAUAAGAAAAAGACGAAUCCGCUGCUUCCAGUGCCAGGCACAUCUUCUUUAGUCUGUUUCUUUAACAGAGCCAUAAGAGCUUUUAUCAAAGAGAUCACAUGAUAUUCACCCACAGAUUAUGCUGUUUAUGUAUAUGUAUAAAUAAAGUGUACUUCUCUUUUUAUCAUUCUAAUUUGUAUAAAAAGCAGGCAAGUUAGAGUAUUUUGAAUAGAUGACAGCCGAAUAAGUCCAGAUUUAACCUCAUGAUCUCUGUCAGGUUUUGUCUUCUGUUAUUGUUUUUUAACAUAUCCCUCAUUCUUAGUCCUUCCCUUAUAUUUUCCUCUAAACCAGUGGAAUAUAGUGGAAUAUAUAUUUCAAUUUGUUUUUAUUCUGAAAAGCAUCUUGAAUGAAGAAUGAAAUGCUGUUGUAUAGGAAUAAUAAAUUUAACAGGGACAAACACCUCUUAAAAGUCUCUUCAUACUUGACAUUUUCUUUAAAAAGUAUGCAGUCAGUAUAAAUGAUUGGUCACCAACACCAGAGUCUGGUCUAGUCUAAAUGCAACCCAGAGUCUGAUCCAGAUGAAUGUUAAUGUGAGAUGAGAAGCGAGCGGAUAGUGUAAAUGACAGUGAUGAGGGCUGGUAUUCAGCACUAGCUUGUGUGAUGUAUGUUUGUAUAAAUAAGGUAUUUUGUGUUGUCUAUGUCAGUACUGGAGCUAAUAGGAGUGUUACCUCAUUGACAUACAUUUGACUGAAUGUUUGAACAAAACAUCACUUAUAGACACAUGAAGAAAUGUACCCUUGUCAUCCAAAAUGUUCAUGUCGUUCUUUCUUCAGUUGUCAAGAAAUUAUGUUUUUUGAGGAAAACAUUUCAGGAUUUUUCUCCAUAUAAUGGACUGAUAUGGUGCCCUGAUUUUGAACGUACAAAAUGCAGUUUAAAUGUGGCUUCAAACGAUCCCAAAUGCAGUUGUAAACGAUCCCAGCCGAGACAAAAGGGUCCUGUCAAGGGUAACGAUUGGUUAUUUUAAAAAAAAAAUAGUACAAUUUAUAUACUUUUUAAUGUCAGAUGCUCAUCUUGUCUCCCUCUGCCUAAACUGUUUUUGUUCCGGUUCAUGACAGUUAGGGUAUGUCGUAAAACUCCCAUUUCAUGGUCUCCCUCAACUUCAAAAUUGUCCUAUAUCGCUGUUUUACCUUUUUUGUUAAGGGUGUUUGAUCUUCUUUGCAUGUUCACUUUGCAAAGACUCGGUUGGUACUUCUGCAGCGAUGUAGGAUGAUUUUAAAAUGAUUUUUGAAGUUGAGGGAGAAAAUACGAUUGGAGUUUUUCCACAUACCCUAACUGUCUUGAACCAGAACACACAGAGUUCAGGGAGAGCAAGAAAAGACAAGCUUUUGACAUUAAAAAGUAUUUAAAUAGUUUUUUUUUUUUUAUGAAAACAAUGAUCGUUUUGCUAGAUAAGACCCUCCUUCUUCAACUGGGAUCAUUUACAACCGCAUUUAAACUGCAUUUUGGAAGUUCAAAAUUGGGGCACCAUAUCAGUCCAUUAUAUGGAGAAAAAUCCUGAAAUGUUUUCCUCAAAAAACACAAUUUCUUUUACGACUGAAGAAAGAAAGCCAUGAACAUCUUGGAUGACAAGGGGGUGAGUACAUUAUAUGUGAAUCUUUUUUUGGAAGUGGACUUUCAAUUUGUGACCUUCACCUGUUUUAUAGGGAGUUUUUUUUUUUAAAAAAAACAUGUAAUGCAUUUUUCAUGUUGAUGUAAAAACACUAAUUCACUGUGAAGUAUUUUCUUCAUCAUCUUUUCUAAAUGCAGUACAUAUUUACAAAUCCUGUCUGAACAAAUCUGAAAUCUUGCAGGCCACUGAUCUUGUAGAUAAACUUUCAAAAUUCCACUCUGACUGUCAUGCUGGUGACAUAGUAGCUGUAUCCAUUGUGCAAAUAGCCAGCUUUGUUAGCAGUGGCUAUUUCAUAAACAUAACCAAUUGUUUUUUCAGGCAAUUUAUCCAUAGUGUAAAUAACAUUGUUUUUAAAUUAUUUUUGCACUUUUUGAGUAGCAACUAUCACUAUUUGCACUGUAAACAAGAUGCUAUUUGUACUUGGUACAAACGUACCAUUUAAGAAGAAUACCCUUUAAAGGUUUGGGGGUCAAGAAGUUUUUUUUGUUUUUUCAAGGAUGCAUUCAGUUGAUCAAAAGUGACAGUAAAGGAAACAUAUAUCAGGUUUGGAAAUUAACGAGGUCUUAUGGCAAAAAUGCCACCAAAAUGAAUGAAAAUGACCCAUAAAUUCAAGACAAAGGGGCAAAAUGUGCCCCUGCACUAUUAAACAAUGUAUUAUGGCUGUCACGAUUAAAAUGAAAUGUGAAAAUGAUUAGAAAGUGUCAAUUCACAUAAUUACAUUUAGAUUCAAUCACCCUGCAUUAGAUUGUUUUUACAUCCUGUUUUGUAAAGCGUUGAGCCUUAUAACCAAUCAAACACAUUUCUGAUGAACUUAGGAAGGCAUUGGCCAAUCAGAGGCUGAAAAUACUGGAGAUCAUUCCCUCAUCAUAAACAACACAGUGCAGAUACAUAAAUAGCUUAAAGAAUAAUAUCAUAGAUACAGUGAUUAUAAUGGACGUUUUUGCACAGUGUGCACUAGAUUAGACUAACGUCAUGGACUGACAUGUUUGUCUGUUAAAACGAGCAAUAAUGAUUUUUGUUAUAAUAUUGAAGCCCUAUGAGCUCCUGUUUUUUACAUGUAUAAUUUAGAUCAAUUUUAAACAGUGUAUUGGUACUGACAACAGUUCAAAAUAUUGAUUAAAGUAAUUCAAGUAUUUGACAUUAAAGACAACAUAGUAUGGUGAUUAUAAUAAGGUGAUUAUAAAAAUUUCCAUUACAAAUGAUUAUAAAUGUUUACUUCACUAUAUGUGACCCUGGACCACAAAACCAGUCAUAAAGGUCAAUUCUUCAAAAUUGAGAUGUAUACAUCAUCUGAAAGCUGAAUAAAUAAGCUUUCCAUUGAUGUAUGGUUUGUUAGGAUAUUUGACCGAGAUACAACUAUUUGAAUAUAUGGAAUCUGAGGGUGCAAAAGAACAAAAUAUUGAGAAAAUCACCUUUAAAGUUGUCCAAAUGAAGUUCUUAACAAUGCAUAUUACUAAUCAAAAAUUAAGUUUUGAUAUAUUUACAGUAGGAAUUGUACAAAAUAUCUUAAUGAAACAUGAUCUUUACUUAAUAUCCUAAUGAUUUUUGGCAUAAAAGUAAAAUUGAUCAUUUUGACCCAUACAAUGUAUUUUUGGCUAUUGCUACAAAUAUACCCCAGCGACUUAAGACUGGUUUUGUGGUCCAGGGUCACAUAUUACAAAUAAAUCCUAAUCUAAUCACGACAAACUAUAUAUUAUUAGAAAGAUCUAAGACUCAAAAAUAAAUAUUUUACCACUGUCAUUUGUUACAAAAUAUGCAGGAACAGUAAUUUAUGACAAGAGCGCAACUAAAAAAUCUGCAUCAUAACAGGAGUUCUGACCUUUGUCACAAAAAGUCAUUUUUCAUUGCCCCUUUAUUAUAUUAUAUUAUAUUAUAUUAUUAUAUAUCAACUGAAAGCUUAAAACCUUAAAAUUCAACUUGCCAUUUUAAAAUCAGACAUUGCAUGGAAAUGGCUUAAAAAGUUACGUUUGGAUGCACUUUCAUGUCUAUGUUCAAACCUGGGGGUGACAGUUAAAGGGUUAAGGUGCUAAUAUACAUUAUUUAGGGGUAAAUAAGGUACAAUGAUGUACCUUUUACCUUUUACCUUUUGCCCCAGUGACAGCUUUGUAUCUUUUUUUCUGAAAGUAUAACAAUAUUUCACAAUAUUUACAGUAUUUACUGACAUUUUGUUCAAGUAAAUGCAGCCUUGGUGAGCAUGAGACUUCUUUCCUUCCAAAAGAUAAAAAAAAAAAUCAUACACCCCAAACUUUUGAACGGUAGAGUAAACAGCAUCUGCUGAGGGUAAAUGAACACUUCUUACACUGUUUUUUGUUUUUCCAAAGUCAUGCUAAGUAAGACUCUAUAGCUAACAAUAAAAUUGCAAAUUCAGUCUUGUGUUGAGGUGAUCGCAAUGAUCUUUCAUCACCACUGUGCUCUUGAGGUUGAUUCAGGGGAACUGUAGUUCCUGUGAAUGUGAAGCAUUUGCCAAAAUAAUUCCCAUGAAAAUGCCCAAGGUUAAACAUAAAAUAAUUUCAUGGAAUCGGACAAAACCUUAUAAUGUUAUCCUCUUACAAGCAAGUAAUUCAGCUUUGUGGUCAGGUGUGACAAGGUGUUUUUUGAGUUUUCCUAAUUCUUUAGUUCUGGUUUUUGUUUGUGUCAUCCUCAUUGUAAAUGACCAUGACUGUGUAGAAUCAACACAAUUCCCAAAUGACACUUUAAUAAAAGAAGCCUGAAGGAAAAACAA